AUGCCGCCCAAGGAAGAGAAAAUCCUCGCGGAUAAGGUGGUCCAGCGGCCUUCUUUGAUCGCUAUGCGAAAAGCGGUUGAAAAAUUCAUCGCUGACUUCGAUCCAGACACCAUCGAGCGUCUAGAUAGCGAAUAUCUGGAAGAACAUCUUGCCGAAAGAGUAGAUUUCGAGCAUCGGUAUUGUACCGCAAAAGGAUUCCUGCUUUCGAAACUCCCCACCAAAGGUAAUCAAGUGCAACUGAACGCCUCGUUUGCUGCUCCGCCUGUCAACUUCCACCUCCGCUUACCGCAGAUCGACCUACCACGUUUCAAUGGCGAUUUUUCACGUUGGUUGUCGUUCCGUGAUACAUUUUCGUCCAUGGUUCACUCCAAUGCGGACAUACCAACGGUCGCCAAACUGCAAUACCUUUUGCAGUCUCUGGAAGGGAACGCAAAGAAGCCCUACGAGUCGGUCAAUGUCGAAGCUGACAAUUACGCUUGCACUUGGGACGCACUCCUCAAGCGAUACGACAACCGUCGAUUCUUCAAGCGGCAACUUUUCCGGGCACUCUACGAUUUACCAGCGGUGAAGCAGGAGUCUGCUAAUCGCAUCCACAGCCUGAUCGACGAUUUUCAGCGCCAUGUGAAGGCCUUGAAGAAGCUGAACGAACCUGUGGAGCACUGGGACACACCGCUGAUGAAUAUUUUGUCGUACAAGCUGGACCCACCCACUUUGCGAGCCUGGGAGGAGAAGACUAGUACGCAGGAUGACGUGAAGUAUGAGGAGCUGGUAGAAUUCCUCUAUCAGCGCGUACGAGUGCUGAAUUCAGUAGGCUACGAGCACCAUCAGCAUCCAACGCCGUCGGCAAAGGUGGCCGGCAACAGUCCAAAACCCACCAAAAUCAAGUUCGCAGCCAACGCCGCUGCAUCCACCAAUUCAUCCUCACCAUGUCUACUGUCCUGUUCCGACAAUCACGUCCUACGCAACUGCCCUAUCUUCCUCGGGAAGGAUGUACGCCUUCGCCGAGAAUUCGUCACGUUGAAGCGGUUGUGUUGGAACUGCCUGUGCAGCGGACAUCAGUCGAAGAAGUGUACGUGGAAGUUUUCAUGUCGUACGUGUCACGAAAGACACCAUUCGCUGCUUCACGAUCCUGCUUUAUCCAAGUCGUCAUCGAGUUCAACCGUGUCAUCUACUAUUCCCGUUCAACAACCGUCUCCGUCCACUAGCGUGGGCACUCGAAGCUCCGCUCCUCCCAAUAUCAGCAUGGCAGUCCGAACUGCAUGCAAUACUGUUUUGUUGGAAACGGUUGUCCUCAAUGUCGUUGAUGAUCACGGACACGAGUACCAGCAGGGAGAGGCCACGUACAGUGUGAAAAGAGCAAUUGCCGCCACCAUCCAGUGGAGAACACAGGAGUUUUCGACGAAGCUACAGUUCCUCAUUCUUAAAAAUCCUUCGGCACAGUUGCCGACCAUACCACUCAACAUCUCGUCGUGGAACAUUCCCAGGGUUGGACUCGCCGACCCUCAAUUCCACAUCCCAGAGAGGAUAGACCUCGUUAUCGGCUCGGUUAUCGUUGAAGCCUUCUGGGAGAUUCAUAGUGGUCGGAAGAUUCCGUUAGGGGACGAACUUCCAUGGUUGACUGAAACACCAUUCGGAUGGGCUGUCGCUGGCACCGCAUCCAGUCAACACAAUUGUAUUCCUCGGAUCUGCAACCUUUCUACGAAAGAUGAUCCGUUAGAAGCUACGCUUCAAAAGUUCUGGGAAAUCGAGUACAUCUCUGACGGACCAGCACUAUCCGUUGAAGAAGAUCGCUGUGAGAAGCACUACGUACUUUUUUUUGUUAAAGCUACUACCACCCGUGAUCCUUCUGGAAGGUAUAUCGUCAGUCUUCCUCGAACCGACACGACAAUCCUUGUCCUAGGAAGCUCAAGGGAUAUAGCAGAUCGCCGUCUUAUGAGUGUCGAGAGGCGUCUCGAACGUGAUCCUGCCACCAAGGACGCGUAUCAUCGUUUUAUGGACGAAUAUCUCAAGUUAGGGCAUAUGAAGAAGCUCAUCGAUCCAGUAGACGACAAUCAACCGCACUGCUACAUACCGCACCACGCCGUCUUCAAAGAGUCGAGCACGUCUACAAAGGUUAGGGUCGUUUUCGACGCGUCGUGCAAGACAUCCUUCGGAUAUUCAUUAAACGACACUCUCUUGGUUGGACCAGUCGUUCAGGAGGAUCUGCUCUCCAUCGUGCUGCGUUUCCGAUUCACUGUUUUCGCCGACGUGGAGAAAAUGUAUCGCCAGAUGCUCCACCCUCCGGAAGACCGUAAAUUCCUUCGGAUUCGCUUCCGGACAAGCUCCAAUGAUCCUAUUUCCACCUAUGAGCUGCAGACGGUGACCUACGGCACCGCGUCUGCUCCAUACCUUGCAACCAGGACAUCGCAGCAGAUUGCACGCGACAAUGGGCACCAGUUUCCAGCUGCAGUAAAUCCAGUCAUUUACGAUUUCUACGUUGACGAUUUCCUUUCGGGUGCUGAUGACGUAGAAUCUGCAAUUGAAGUGAGGCAACAAGUAACGUCGAUGCUGAAAACUGCAGGCUUUCCAAUCAAGAAAUGGGCAUCGAAUGUUCCGCACGUUCUACAUGGUGUUUCAUCGGAAGAUUUAGCUAUUCAACCGCUGCAUGAACUUCAGCACGAGCAGGCUGUUUCGACUCUGGGUCUCGUGUGGGAGCCGAGAACCGACGCACUACGGUUCAAAGUACAGCUACCUCUACCGGCCAUAGUCCUGACAAAGCGAAAAGUGAUGUCUUACGCAAAUCUUCGAUCCACUUGGUCUUGCGGGUCCUACAAUUGUGGGGGCCAAACUAUUCAUGCAGCGUUUAUGGGCAAGAAUGGAGAAUGGGGAGGCCUUUCGCCUCCGAACGCCGUCAAUCUCCAACUCCACUUCUUCGCCGACGCCUCUCAAGGAGCUUACGGAUCCUGUUGCUAUGCACGAGCAGAAACCAGUGGCGGAGUAUCCAGUCGACAUUCCAUCGCCCGGCUGGAACUCUGUGCUGCACGACUAUCAACGCAGCUAUUCGAGAAGGUGGUUUUUGCCUUGAACCGCUUGCCACCCGCUUAUUUUUGGACGUACUCCACUACCGUUCUCCAUUGGCUACGAUCUCCUCCAUGCCGUUGGAAGGCUUUCGUAGCGAACCGAGUGUCACAAAUCCAGCACUCGACCGAUGUCAGUCACUGGAAGCACGUAUCCGGUCUCGACAACCCCGCUGACGAUAUUUCACGUGGGCUCAGCCCUGUCGACAUGCUACAAUGCAAGUGCUGGUGGAACGGCCCAAUCUGGUUAUCACUCGAUUCAGAUCACUGGCCGAAUCUCAUUCCCACCGACGAAGAAGCAGAGACUAUCACCGAAGAACGCAAUGUGUCACACGUUACGAUGAGCUUUCUCCAAGCUUCGUCGCGUUACUGUGUUCUGUUUACGAUACCUGCAAUCUUUGCGAGCACGCGCAGUACUGCGCCGAACCACCAACUCAGUAUUCGCAACGAUACCGUUUCUCCAGUCUCCACCGAAGAAUUGCAACGCGCUGAACUUCAUCUGUGUCGGCUAGCUCAACAACAGUUGUUUCCUGCAGAGAUCUCUCACCUAUCGAGCGGUGAACCAGUCAUCAAAUCAUCCGCCAUGAAGUGGCUGAAGCCGUACAUCGACGAAGAUCGCAUUAUUCGCGUCGGUGGCCGGCUGCGGCACGCCACACUCUCCGAUUACGUCAAGCAUCCUAUCGUACUCUCUGCCAAACACCCGCUGUCGACUCUACUGGCUAGUUUCUUUCACUUGAAGCUACUGCACGCAGGGCCGCAACUCCUGCUAGCCACACUGCGCCAGAAGUUUUGGAUUCUUGGCGGCAGAAAUUUGUCCAAAUCCGUUUUCCGCCAUUGCCACACUUGCUUUCGUAGCAAGCCCACACUAGUCCAGCAGAGCACAGCAGAUCUUCCGGCAUCUCGAGUCUCACCAACUCGUCCAUUCUCCGUCUGUGGAGUCGACUAUUGUGGACCGUUCCUGUUGAAGGCAACCGUUCGCAAUCGUGCUCCAACCAAGGCUUACGUGGCAAUCUUCGUUUGCUUCGCCACGAGAGCCGUCCACGCUCGAAGAGGAAGAAUCGCCGAGCUGCACUCGGACAAUGCGACAACUUUCAAGGGUGCGUCACACGCACUCAACCGUAUCUACCAGAUGCUGAAGGUAGACAACAAUGAUCGGGAUCGGAUCUUCAAUUGGUGUGCGGAGAACGAGAUUCGGUGGAAGUUUAUUCCGCCUCGUGCACCGCACUUUGGCGGGCUUUGGGAGGCUGCAGUCAAGUCAGCGAAGAAGCACCUCCUGAAAACAGUAGGCAACACCAACAUUGCCUAUGAACAGAUGUUGACUCUACUGGCACAGGUCGAAAUGUGCCUCAAUUCCCGUCCGCUGACUCCGAUGCCAAGUGAACCGUCUGAUCUGGAGGUCCUAACUCCAGGACAUUUUCUCGUCGGGGCCAACCUUCAAGCGAUCAUCGAAGGAUUCGUCGUGAACCGUUCGACACAGCAGUUUACCGAGGAACAACUAGCCCACCUCAACAAGGGACUGGGGUAUGCGAUCACACAGGAAUCAGACGUGGAACAGAUCAUCGUGGACAUGGAGACAGCGAUUUCCCGAAAUAUCGAGCAACAGGAUCAAAAUACAGCGAGGAACAUCGUGGCAGACGCCAUCAAAGAAGGACGGCACGGGACAAUGAACCAUAACGAAAGGAGGAUUCUAAAGAAGCUUAAGGAAAAACCAGUAUACUACCCGAGCAGCACAAGGUACGUAAAAGCCGAUAAGGGCAACGCAGUAGUGGUGAUGGAUAAAGAGGACUACGACGAACAGAUGACGACUAAAAUCAACGGAGGACCUUAUAGACAUUUGAGAGUGGAUCCGCUACCAGGAUUAAUAAGACUCACGGAGAAAACAAUAAAGGAGUGUGAGGCAAUCAUCGGAGAAGCUCGAGUGAAGACAGUAAACCCGGUUCUACCUAAGAUUAAAGGACUACCAAAAAUCAAUAAACCUGGCAAGGAGAUGCGAGAGAUAGUUUCAUCAGUAGGUUCCCCUACCCAAAACAUAGCCAAAUGGUUGGUAAAGGAGUUCCAAAGUAUGCCGAAACCAUUCCCCAGCAGGUCAGUCAUCAACACCCAGGGGUUCGCCCAGAAGCUGUUGGAAUCAGGACACAUCGAUGAAGAGGACGUAAUGAUUCUCGGUAUAUUUAUCAAGUACUACCAAGUACUACCGAGUACUACCUACCGCAAAUUUUUGGUGGUUGCAGAAUCCCGAAAUCCUAAGAAGAAUUGCUUUCAGAACCUCGAAAAUGGAACAAAAAGCUCCACUCAGAGCCGAUUCGAACCUAAGACGUCCUGA
Armigeres subalbatus is the source of this 5379-nucleotide messenger RNA. RefSeq lists its product as uncharacterized. The record is from RefSeq and is a predicted model, not a curated record. Lineage: Eukaryota; Metazoa; Arthropoda; Insecta; Diptera; Culicidae. Gene Ontology annotation, molecular function: nucleic acid binding. Gene Ontology annotation, biological process: DNA integration.